Molecule: messenger RNA, 3494 nt
Organism: Ctenopharyngodon idella (grass carp)
Lineage: Eukaryota; Metazoa; Chordata; Actinopteri; Cypriniformes; Xenocyprididae
Gene: foxp1a
Product: forkhead box P1a
Exons: 17
Coding region: 270-2195 (641 amino acids)
Biological process (GO): regulation of transcription by RNA polymerase II
Cellular component (GO): nucleus
Molecular function (GO): RNA polymerase II cis-regulatory region sequence-specific DNA binding; DNA-binding transcription repressor activity, RNA polymerase II-specific
Source: RefSeq, a predicted model, not a curated record
UUCACCCCUCGCUCUAAACGGCCCCGUAUACGCGCAAAAGCUGGUCGCGUGGUUCGUGAAGUAGUCCCUGGGAAGCGCACUGCGGAUGAAUACACUUGUUUACAUUGUGCUGCACGCGGCAGUGUGUUGGCCAGCGCGCUGUUGCGCGAGCUUCAUGGGAGACCGACGCACUGCGUUUUACAGCUCGCAAAAGUUCGUUCCGCGGUCACGGUUAAAGUUUUCAUUUCUGCCCGUUGAGAAACUAUUUCAUCCCCGGUUGUCGUAUCGACAUGCAGGAGUCCAAGACCGAUCAAACAACCAAUAGCAGUCCAAUUGGGCAGGAAGGUCAGAGCUCAGAGAGCGAGAAGAGAGUAACCAGAGAAACAUCUUCAUCCCCAUCAUCCACAGCCCAGACCCUUCAAACACAGGCACUAGAAGUUGCUCAACAACAGCAGCAGCAGCAGCAGCAGCAGCAAACGAGUGGUGAGAAGUCCCCCAAGAGCACGGAAAAGGAGGCAGACGCGCAGGUGUCUGUAUCAGUGGGGAUGAUCACUCCUCAGGCCAUCACCCCUCAGCAGAUGCAGCAGAUCCUUCAGCAGCAGGUCCUGAGCCCCCAGCAGCUCCAGCUGUUACUGCAGCAACAACAGGCCCUCAUGUUACAGCAGCAACAGCUUCAGGAGUUCUAUAAGAAACAGCAAGAGGAACUCCACCUGCAGCUCCUGCAGCAACAGCAUGUUGGGAAACCCAGUAAAGAGCAGAUGAUGGCCCAGCAGAUGGCUAUACAGCAACAGUUACUCUCCGUUCAACAGCAGCACCUGCUCAACCUGCAGAGACAAGGCCUGUUGUCUGUCCCGUCGGCUCUUACCAGUGCACUGCCUCAGGGCCUGAUUCCUGCUGAGCUUCAGCAGCUUUGGAAAGAGACGGCAGAUGCACGGCAGGAGGAGAAGAGUAGAGAAGACAAAUCCCCCUCUCCUCCCAAAACUCUCAACCACCACUCCAGCACCAACGGACACAAUGUGCACCGACCCAGCCGGAGAGACAGUUCUCAGGAGAGUCAUUCUCAGAGCGCACAUCCUCUAUAUAGCCACGGCGUGUGCAAGUGGCCAGGCUGCGAUGCAGUGUUCGGAGACUUCCAGUCAUUCCUCAAGCAUUUGAACAGUGAACAUGCUCUGGAUGACAAGAGCACAGCGCAGUGCAGAGUUCAGAUGCAGGUGGUUCAGCAGCUUGAGCUGCAGCUCGCUAAAGACAAAGAACGCCUUCAGGCCAUGAUGGCCCACCUCCAUGUCAAGUCUACUGAGCCUAAACCAGCCCCUCAGCCAGUGAAUCUGGUGUCCAACCUCACUCUUUCCAAGGCAACCGUUCCCAAGACCACUCCCUCCAUGAGCCUGUCCCAGAGUGCCACAGCCCCGUCUACACCCCUCACGUCACUCCCCCAGAUGCCCUCCGUCAUCAUACCCACCAGCCUGCACAGCAUGGGUCCCAUCCGCAAACGCUACUCUGACAAAUACAACAUGGCCAUGGACCAAGACAUUGUGCAGAAUAAGGAGUUCUACCUGAGUGCUGAGGUCAGGCCUCCAUUUACAUAUGCAGCUUUGAUCAGGCAGGCCAUUUUGGAGUCUCCAGAAAAGCAGCUAACACUAAAUGAAAUCUACAACUGGUUCACUCGAACAUUUGCGUAUUUCAGACGCAAUGCAGCAACAUGGAAGAAUGCAGUUCGCCACAACCUCAGUCUUCACAAGUGUUUUGUACGAGUUGAAAAUGUGAAGGGAGCCGUUUGGACCGUGGACGAGCUGGAGUUUCAAAAAAGGCGGCCACAGAAGAUCACCGGAUCACCUCUGGUGAAAAACAUCCAGUCCAGUCUGGGUCAGAGUCCUGCCCUGUCUGCUCUGCAGGCAGCGAUGGUGGACAGCAGUCUGCCCCUAUAUGGCUCGGCGUCCAUGGGAGCGUCCAGUCUGAAGGCCCUGACCGGCGCGCUGCAUGAGGACAUGAGUUCUCAUGAUCAUGACGAGGGCUCCCGCAGUGACUCCAGCCUGGAGCACUCUCCUCUGCCCACACUGCAUCAUUCUCAAAUUAAGGAGGAGCAGAUGGAGGCCGAGGACUAUAAUAGCUCCAUGUCUCCAGAGACAGAAGACCAGCACAGUCCAGAUACCAACCACAACCCGGAGUACACCGAAGAGCCGGGAUUCUCCUCAUCACCUCACGCAUUCCACUGCUGAGAUCCUUGCGGAUCCAUCUGCCUUCCUUGAUAUCUGUCCAGUGCACCAUCAGACUCCUGACUCAGAAAAGUUACAGCUGCAACUUUUCCUUUUGGGAACAACCCUUUAUUUAUUGUUUCGAUAUACCUGUUUCUGUUGUAUGCAAUGGUUUGACCUCACUGGUACUAAAGGGCUCCUCUGUGUUUGAAAAGGUCGCCCAUCAGCUUUCAGAGGACAAAGAGGGCGCUGUAGGCUACACGUCAUCUUUGGUUUGUAUAUUAAACACUACGGCACCUGAACUGAAUCAAACGCUUAUCUUAAAGGGAAGAUGGUUUCCCUGUCAACUGAGGAAAAUUCACGCCUAUGAGUUUUUAAGCUGUCUACGACAAGAUUUAUUUAGCUUUCCACAAAAUCUGUUCACUGCAGCUGUGAAUGCUGAAUGAAAAGCUCUUUAUUGUAAAUGCAAGUUUGAAUCACCUCUGCCUCAAUACUGUAGGGUUAAUCGCCAUCAGGGCCGUCGCUUAAGUUCACAACCUUUUUAUGGGUGGCCCAGGCUGUAACGUAGGGGACCUGACGACGGCCCUGGUUGCCAUGACGGUAACGUGUGGCCUUAAAUUUCGGGCUGCUUAUUGGUAGAAUGGAAAAUGAAAUUGUGAAUGUCUAUCUUUUUUACCUCCUUGUUUUUUCAAGAUAAAAACAAAACCAAAGGGGAACAUUUUAUAACCAGCACUUGAUGAUGAAUGUUUUUCAAAUGUAGUUUUUGAUUUGUUUUUCACUUAGUGUGUACAGAAGGUUACUGUAUUUCCAUUAUCCAGAACAUUUACGCAAACAAAAUCAAGACUCAUUCUCAACCGUCCCUAAUAUUCGCUUACCAGUAAAGCUGAACCAAACAUUUCCUUUCCGUAUUUGAGUAGAGCAACAUUUUUUUGUUGUUGUUGUAGAAAGAAUCAAGUUACCAAAGAUUGUGAAAUAUUUUGUUUUAAUGUUGUGUACCGUUUACAUUGUCCCUUUUGAUAUGGCCAAGACUAAGAAGUCUUCACUCGAGUGGAUUAGAUGAGUAUAGGAUGCAUUUAAUGUCACACCUGUGACAUUUGAGCAGUUUGUAAACUAAUUAUUUGAUUUGACAACUAGUAGUUGUACCACAGAGAAAGAGUUGUUGACAAGGAAAUAAUGCAUAAUUGUUGACUGAAUAACUUGUUACACAUGUCCAAAAGAAAUGGAUGACAUCUGUUUCAAAGCAACUAUUUCAGUUUGUUCAAUACUUCUGAAUAAAUGGCCUUAUGAUUAAUAAAUUCUUGUAUAAAAAAAAAAAAAAAAAAA